GUGUAUGUGUUUGCGUGCUGAGCUGAGCUGGUGGUCGCGCAUCUCUUUCUUCACUUCCAACCUGGUCUCCUCUUCUGUCAGAAUGAAUCUCUUCUGCUUCUCUCUGGAGGGUUCUCUGGACAGUCUGUAUGAGGCGGUUCCAGACUCCAGUCACACAGAGGUGUACAGCAUCCCCACCAGAUCCCGCAGUCAUGCCGCACUGCUGGGCGACAGCAAUAAGUGGCAUGCACCUCGGCACUCCAGCUCAACGGAUCUCUCCCAUGCCUCAAAGAAGAAGACGAGAAGAGAGAUGAUGUCACAUUCUGUAUCUGCCACUGCACUAGAUAAUGCCUCCAGCAGUAAUGGUCCCCCACUCUGGCUCCCCGCCAGGAACCCAGAAGAUUUACUCCACAUCAAGACCAAUCAGAAUGAAGAGCUGGCAGCCUCUCUGAAACAGUUAGACCACAGGACAUCACAUGAAAAUCUACACCUGAAGAAUUCAGGGCCAGUGAAGAUUGUCUGUUAUGAGGAACAGAACCCCGACCAACAGCUUCAAAAUGGCAGAGAGAGAGAUUCGACUGUCACAAACAACAAGCAAAUAAGACAACCAAGAGGAACCAUCAGGAAAAGUCAAAAGGCUGGGAAGAAAGGGAGUGGAAAUGUCAGACCAAGAAGCAUAAGCAAGUCCACAGGUAAAGGUCACUCAAAAGGUGGUGGCCCAGGCCCAGCUGCAGGCAGAGGUGUGGAGGUGCCCCCACCAACCCCAGAGAACGGCAUCCACAGACUGGACCUCCCAGAUGGCCAGGCCCCAGGCUCCAGGGAGCGACAGAGCUGGAGUGCCCCAACUGAGGCGACCCAAGCCUGGUGUCCCUCGUACCACACCUGCCGGAGACCCCACACUGAAUACCGUGUAUACUCCCAGGACCUCACACUGCCCACGGGCAAGGAGUGGACCAAAACAGACCAAGACAGACGCAUAAGGAGAGACGGACCCUUCCAUGCCAGUAUGGUUCGCUCGGUCACAGAUAUGGAUCUCCGAGCCUCAAAACGAUCCACCAGCUUUGGAAGGUUUGACAAACACCAACCACCAGCAGUGAAACCUCAGGAAAAUGCAACAGCUAUGCUUGAUGAGGGAAACUCCACUCUUGAGACUUGUGAGCCAGGCAAACAGGGGAGCUUGAGUAAGAAGAUGAGGGCCAUUUCUUUGACCAUGCGCCUAAAGAUGGGCAGGAAAUGUGCCAAGAAUCUGUCAGACGACAUGGUUGACGAGACAGACAAAGAUCAAGAGGAAGCAAAAGAGAUCGGACCCAGCGAUAAGCCCAGUGACUCUUCAGAGAGUCUGUACAGCGGACAGAGUUCUACCAGCUCAGGUGGUGUGGUGAGCAGCUCUGAUGGCUCCAGCAACAGAGGCAGCCUGAGACUGGAGGAGGAGCUGCCCUACGCUGGCCAGGUCUGCGGACGAGCCCGGGUCCACACAGACUUCGUUCCAAGCCCCUAUGACACAGACUCCCUCAAGCUCAAGGUUGGAGACAUUAUAAGCGUCAUAAGUAAACCCCCUAUGGGCAUAUGGACAGGCAUGCUGAACAACAAAGUGGGAAACUUUAAGUUCAUCUAUGUCGACAUGCUUCCUGAAAAAGAGAAAGACGAAGACACUCCAAAGAUAAGGCCUCAGAGACUUUCCAAAAGGUCACGACCCAAAACCCUCCUGGAACUACUUGAACGGCUGCAGUUAGAGGAGUAUGCCUCUUCACUGCUACUGAAUGGCUACCAGACGGCUGAUGACUUGAUACAUCUACAAGAGAAACACCUUACAGAACUGAACAUCACUGAUCCUGAACAUCGGCAAAGGCUGCUUGCUGUCGCUAAUGUUUACUAUGAAAUAGGAGGUGAUGACCGCGACAAUGAUAAAGAGGACGAAGAGACAAAUGACUGCCCGCGGGACUCUGGCUGUUUUAUUCCAUCAGAGUGUUCCGACAGCAAGGAUGAUGUGGAAGGUCACCCAGCAACACCUGAUGCUCCGGAGCACUGAUGAUGAUAUGUCGCUAUCCACGGCUAUGCCCUUGUAUAUUCUAUAAUUCAUUUAGCACGUAUGUCCCCAGUCAUGUUCACAUGGUCUUUAUUCGUUUCAGAUGGCCAUGAGUGGUCUGUGUUUACAAAACACGAGUAAGCCUAUUAGAUGUUUUAUGUUUUUUUUUUUUUUUUUCCAAAUCGCCUUGAUUGGAGUCAACAUUGUCUGUUACAAAUAUCUUUUUUUUCAGAUUGACCGUGAAAAGGUUUGUUUGUGUGUGUGUGUGUGUGUGUGUGUGUGUGUGUGUGUGUGUGUGUGUGAAUGACAGAGAGAGGCUCUGUUUUUUAUUAAUGUUUUAAGUGUAAUAUAUUUAAUCAGUGUACAUAGUCAAUCUGAACAGCAUAAUAAAAUCAAUUAUUAUCAAUUA
Messenger RNA from Clupea harengus (Atlantic herring), 2414 nucleotides. RefSeq names its product SAM domain, SH3 domain and nuclear localisation signals 1a (gene samsn1a). The record is from RefSeq and is a predicted model, not a curated record. Gene Ontology annotation, molecular function: protein binding. Bases 5 to 2008 code for a protein of 667 amino acids. NCBI's taxonomy places the organism in Eukaryota, Metazoa, Chordata, Actinopteri, Clupeiformes, Clupeidae. The transcript is spliced from 16 exons.